AAAUCCGAUCCAUUUGAGCCCCUACCGACACCGCGAGUCUUCGGUAUUAGGGUUGGGCUCUUCGUCGACAUCUGGUGUUGGCUGAAGAAGUGGCGGAGGAGACCAGCAGCGAUGGGCGUCGAGAAGCAAGUGCUGCGACCAGGAAACGGCCCCAAACCGACCGCUGGUCAAAGUGUUACAGUCCAUUGCACUGGAUACGGCAAAAAUGGUGACCUGUCUCAGAAGUUCUGGAGCACUAAAGAUCCAGGCCAGAGACCUUUCACUUUUAAGCUUGGGCAAGGUUCAGUUAUAAAAGGUUGGGAUGAAGGUGUAAUGGGUAUGCAAGUGGGAGAAGUUGCUCGUCUUCAGUGCUCUCCAGAUUAUGCGUAUGGAGCAAGUGGAUUUCCUGCAUGGGGUAUACAACCAAACUCAGUCUUGAUUUUUGAGAUUGAAGUUCUAAGCGUGAGCUGACAGUUGAGUUCGUGUAAGUUUGUAAACCGAUUAAGUUCUCUGUUACGAUGGAUCUCAUGUUCUUAAAUUUAUAUGCUUUGAAAGUUUUUGAACAUUAGCAGUCCUAGGAAACUGUUUUUUUCCUUUUAAAAAGGAGCUCUCCCCUUGUUAUGCA
Nymphaea colorata (pocket water lily) is the source of this 604-nucleotide messenger RNA. RefSeq names its product peptidyl-prolyl cis-trans isomerase FKBP12. The record is from RefSeq and is a predicted model, not a curated record. Gene Ontology annotation, molecular function: peptidyl-prolyl cis-trans isomerase activity. Bases 112 to 450 code for a protein of 112 amino acids. Lineage: Eukaryota; Viridiplantae; Streptophyta; Magnoliopsida; Nymphaeales; Nymphaeaceae. The transcript is spliced from 5 exons.